Messenger RNA from Seminavis robusta, 1571 nucleotides. NCBI's taxonomy places the organism in Eukaryota, Bacillariophyta, Bacillariophyceae, Naviculales, Naviculaceae. The record is from the annotation of a GenBank genome assembly.
CAGUUGCCUCUUGACCCGUCAUCUUCCUGCACAAUUCAAUUUGCAAUACAUGUAUGUGAAUACUGGUAUAGACAAUCGCGUUAAAAUUAGAAAGGAUCCAUCAUGACGAUAUCCAAGCAUGCAGCAGGAUCCACAAUCCACAAAUUGGAUUCGAUUCUCGACAACACAACCCGCCAUAGAAGAGCAAUAGAUUCAUUGAGCUAAAGCAAGAAAGAUUUGAAAGAAACUAGAAACAAUGAGCGACACUGCCGGCAAACCAAUUACCUGCAAGGCCAUGGUGGCUCGUGCCGCCAAGUCACCGUUGGUAGAAGAGACCAUCACUGUGGCUCCCCCCAAAGCAGGCGAAGUCCGUGUCAAGGUCAUGGCCAAUGCGUUGUGUCAUACGGACAUUUACACCCUCGACGGAUUGGAUCCGGAAGGAUUGUUCCCCUCUAUUUUGGGACACGAAGCCGGCUGCAUUGUCGAAUCCGUCGGUGAAGGUGUGACUUCCGUCGCAGUAGGAGAUCACGUCAUUCCAGCGUACACGCCGCAAUGUUGUCAACCCUCGUGUAUCUUUUGUCAAUCGCCCAAAACCAAUCUCUGUCCGGCCAUUCGAUCCACACAAGGACAGGGCGUCAUGCCCGAUGGGACGACUCGAUUUACCGAUAAGGACGGCAAGGAAAUUUUUCAUUUCAUGGGAUGCUCCACCAUGAGUGAAUACACGGUGCUGGCGGAAAUUAGUUGUGCCAAAAUUAACAAGGACGCACCGUUGGAAAAAAUGUGUCUCUUUGGAUGUGGUAUCAGUACCGGACUGGGUGCUGUAUGGAAUACCUGUCAGGUAGAAGUCAAUUCCAGUGUCGCCGUCUUUGGAUUGGGAGCGGUCGGAUUGGCUGUCAUUCAAGGCGCCAAGGCGGCGGGUGCCUCCAAAAUUAUUGGCGUUGACGUGAAUUCCGGCAAGUUUGACCUGGCGAAACAGUUGGGUGCCACGGACUUUGUCAAUCCCAAGGAAGUCGAAGGACCCGUUCAAAAGUAUAUUGCCGGAACCAUGACCAAAUGGGGGGUCGACUACACGUUUGAUUGCACCGGUAAUACCGAAGUCAUGCGAUCAGCGUUGGAAUGUGCUCAUCGUGGAUGGGGGGUGAGUUGUGUCAUUGGUGUUGCUGCAUCGGGACAUGAAAUCUCGACGCGUCCCUUUCAAUUGGUCACUGGUCGUGUCUGGAAAGGAACUGCCUUUGGAGGUUUCAAGUCGAGACGCGAUAUCCCGAUGCUUGUAGACAAAUGCAUGAGUGGAGAGUUGCCUGUGGAUCACUUCAUCACCCACAACUUUGAAGGAGUCGGAAAGACCAAUGAGGCCAUUGAUGCUCUGCAUUCUGGAAAGUGUCUCCGUGCCGUUGUCAAACAUUUCUAAACACGGUACCGGUAUUGAUAGAAGCCUCUCAAAGGAGAGGUAUUGUGGUGUUCGGUACAACCGUUGACACGAAGCUUUAGGCUGUCAUGUAUUGCCUUCGACUCUGCCUACCGGUACAUAGCGGUGGUAAACUUGAAACGACUAGCUUUACGUCUUCUAAUUCUAGAGCAAUCUGCUGGUAAUC